Messenger RNA from Pseudocercospora fijiensis CIRAD86, 1959 nucleotides. RefSeq lists its product as uncharacterized. NCBI's taxonomy places the organism in Eukaryota, Fungi, Ascomycota, Dothideomycetes, Mycosphaerellales, Mycosphaerellaceae. The transcript has 5 exons. Bases 1 to 1959 code for a protein of 652 amino acids. The record is from RefSeq and is a predicted model, not a curated record.
AUGAUCGCAUGUGCGUUGUGCAGCACAUGGCAUUGCUCUCAAGCAUCUUUGCAGCAGGAAGCCAAGCGUCUUCUAUCGGAGCUCGACUACCUUGUUCACACUCACUAUCCACAUAUUAUCCGCACAGUAGUGGUACUACUGCUGUUCGCGGCGCUCACAUUGCUCCUUCUGCGGGACGAGUUCGCGCUACCGCCAGGGCUCCUCAGCCAUGAUCUUGAACAUGGCAACACGCAGCAAGAUGCCGCAUCGAGCGUUGUUGCGCUUCAGAACCUGGAAGCUCCGUCGCUAAAGAGAGGAGGAGACUACGAAACAGACCAGAUGGAGGGAUUUAGCCUCGUUUGCUUGAUGGAAGGCGAGACUCUGCCUCCCGAAUAUGCUCCUAGUCCUCGCGUUGCCCAUAAGGGCGCAACUGUUGGCGAUGUAGGUGCUUUUGGCUGGGGUCGGAUCGCGGACGCUUUCGAGCCCAGCGAUGUGGCUCACUCCGUUCGUGCUGCCUUCACUCAUAUGGGAGCUCCAAGCAUUUUAGAUCGGAGUUGGGACAUGGUAACAUGGAGCCAGCUGUAUCCCGUCCCCACCAGGGAAAAUCCAAAAUGGGAGAUCUAUGGCGUCUCCACUUUCAAAGAUGUACCUUUGACAGCUAGCAAGCUCGGAACAUUUGCAAAAGCGCGUCUCUUCCGUCCUUCGAGUGAGGAUGAGGCAGAAGCAGGGCAAGCUAGUGCCAUCAUCGGAAGUCCAAAUGGGAGAGGAGUUGCCUGGCUGUUGGCCCAACACAAGGACUUGUUUGGCGCGACCAGACAGAUCUCGAAGAUCCGAGUUUGGGAUGGAAGUGAAGGCAAAGCCAACGCGGUUGUCUCAGAAGGCUUGCCAAAUAUCAUGUUUGAGCUGGGAGGCUCAACUACACCGCCUUCGAAGAAGAAGAAACGAGAUACUUCACUACACCUGGAAUCGCGAGCGCAGAGGCGAAAUGAGUCUUCGUCAAAUGUUGAUACCGACGACCCCGACCCUCGGCCGAAGAAACGCAAUCGAAACGGCGUUGAUCUCCUGCUCAAACGGACACCUGGACAGCACGACUACUACGACAAAGACGUAGCUCGAGGAUGUGAACUGAACAGGCUUAUGCGUUCAUCCACAGAGGAUCCCAAAUAUCCCGCCACCGGCUCAAGCUACCACGAGAUCACGGACGCAGGCUGGGUCAUGGUCAACUCAGAGGGCAUCAAUAGAAACCAUCGAUACCGCCAGGAUGUCAUGGAGAAGCUCAAAAUCCCUCCCACUACGGAUCCAUCUUGGACAUUCAUUUAUUGGAAAUACGAGAAGUUCUCCAAAGACCACAUCAAUCCCAAAUCUGGCAAAGGAUACAGAACCGGAGGCUACUACUCCAACGCCUACAACUGCGCCGCCAACAUCAUCCUCGCCAUCUCAAACAACAGCCCCCGAAACGCCCAAGAAAACCCCUCCCUCACAAAAUCCGACAUCCCCCCCAUAGAAAAAUGGUCAGACAUCAACGCCCUCACCUGGAAAGAAAUCUGUCCCCCCAACACCCCCCUCCACUACAUCCUCCGCCUGCACGUCAACAACAACGAAUCCCGCAACAUCCUCCGUCUCACCCUCGGCCUCACCCCUCCCACCCAAAACAAAAACCUCGGAACAUACCCAGGAAAAAGCUUCGAUCCCUCCUCUCCCGAAGGUCUAGCAUUACUCGGCUCCCCCAACGGGCGCGGAGGAGCUUUCAUGGUGUCGCAACAUAAAGCUUUGUUUGGAGCUACGCGACAAGUCACGAAGAUUUCUGUUUGGGGGAAUACGCAGGAUCCGGAUUUUCUGUUUGAGUUUGGGGCCAGGGAGGGGCAUGUUCCUUCUGCGAGUGUGGAUUUGGAUGCGCCGUAUGAGUAUUCGGGGGAGGAGGGAUACGCUGGAGUUCCUUGUUUUGUUUUUCCUUGUGGGGAGGAGGAGAGGAGGAGAUGA